This is a messenger RNA of Prorocentrum cordatum, 321 nucleotides long. NCBI's taxonomy places the organism in Eukaryota, Dinophyceae, Prorocentrales, Prorocentraceae. The record is from the annotation of a GenBank genome assembly.
GCCGCGGUGGUGACGGGCCUGAUCUUGAACCCAGGCAAGUGCUCGCUGGUAUUUGCUGUGCCAUACUCCAGGAGAGAUGCGUGUGAGAUGUUUCGUGGAUCUGGCAUUAAAGCGCGGCCGUAUCGGGUCGACACCUUCGGCAAGUACCUGGGAGUUUACGUCGGCCCGAAGGGGCCCACGGUGUCCUGGGGCGCUCCCGGGACCAAAUGCUUCAGGCGAGCCUGGCACAUCAAAGGUCUUUCCCUUGGGCUAUGUCAGAAUAUCAUUACCGACAACGCGCUGGCCUUCUCCGUGUUCAGCUUUGCGGGCCAGCUGCACCAG